GGGCCGCGUGCGCGGGGUCGGGGGCGCGCGGGCCGAAACGGACGCGGGAGGCGGCGGCGUUGGCGGUGACCUGCGGAGAGUUUUGCUCGGAUUGUGAGAGGCGGCGGUGGAGGCAUUCGUCGCACCGACAGAGGCGGCGACCCCGACUGAGGCGGCGACCCAACGCGUGCUCUCUGGGCGGGGUGAGGCGGGGGAUGUGCCUGCCCCGGCCGGGCGGAGUCUUUCUGACAGGGCGGGGGAUGCGCGGCGGCCGCUCUCCCAAACCCUGAGGCAGUGGGCCCACCCUCGCUCAACUGUCUGACCCUCGGUCGUCUCGGCCCCCGCUGCCUUCUCCGUUCAGACCCUGGGGCCGAGGGUGGGAGGCGGCUUCCGCUCAGGAGGAAGGAGCUGUGGUGGCCACCGCGGCGCAGCCCGAGUUCUUUUGCCAAGAAAAUGAUUUGCAUGAUCUUGAACAACACAUACUAUCUAUGCUGAUGGGACGGGAUCCAAUAUGAAUAUAAGUGAUGGAGGAAGACGACGCUUUGAGGAUAAUGAACAUACAUUACGUAUAUAUCCUGGGACAAUUUCAGAAGGGACAAUCUACUGUCCAGUUCCUGCCAGAAAAAGCACCACAGCUGCUGAGGUGAUUGACACUCUUAUAAAUAAACUUCAUCUUGACAAAACAAAAUGUUAUGUUUUAGCAGAGGUAAAGGAAUUUGGUGGAGAAGAAUGGAUACUCAAUCCAACAGACUGUCCAGUUCAGCGAAUGAUGUUGUGGCCACGAAUGGCUCUGGAAAAUCGCUUAAGUGGAGAGGACUACCGCUUUCUUUUGCGAGAAAAAAACCUUGAUGGAUCAAUCCAUUAUGGUAGCCUUCAGUCAUGGCUUCAGGUAACGGAAGAACGACGCAGGAUGAUGGAGCGAGGUUUUCUUCCACAACCUCAACAGAAAGACUUUGAUGACUUAUGUAGCUUACCUGACUUGAGUGAGAAAACUCUCUUAGAAAACCUACGAAAUCGCUUUAAGCAUGAAAAAAUCUAUACCUACGUUGGCAGUAUUCUAAUAGUUAUUAACCCAUUCAAAUUUCUUCCUAUUUAUAACCCCAAAUAUGUCAAAAUGUAUGAUAACCACCAAUUGGGAAAACUUGAGCCCCACAUAUAUGCUGUGGCUGAUGUAGCUUAUCAUGCUAUGCUUCAGCGUAAAAAGAAUCAGUGCAUUGUGAUUUCAGGAGAGAGUGGUUCUGGGAAGACUCAAAGCACAAACUUUCUUAUUCACCACCUUACUGCUCUCAGUCAGAAAGGAUUUGCCAGUGGAGUAGAACAGAUUAUUCUUGGAGCUGGACCAGUACUUGAGGCUUUUGGAAAUGCAAAGACAGCUCAUAACAACAAUUCAAGUCGUUUUGGCAAGUUUAUUCAAGUAAAUUACCAGGAAACAGGCACUGUACUUGGUGCCUACGUUGAAAAAUAUCUACUGGAGAAGUCCAGGCUUGUUUAUCAAGAGCAUAAUGAACGGAACUAUCAUGUAUUCUAUUACCUUCUGGCAGGAGCAAGUGAAGAAGAGAGGUUAGCAUUUCAUCUUAAACAACCAGAGGAAUAUCAUUAUCUCAAUCAGAUAACAAAGAAACCCCUCAGACAGAGCUGGGAUGAUUAUUGCUAUGACUGUGAACCGCAGGAUUGCUUCACAGUGGAGGGAGAAGAUUUGAGACAUGACUUUGAACGCUUACAACUUGCCAUGGAAAUGGUAGGAUUUCUUCCGAAGACGAGAAGACAGAUAUUCUCUCUUCUCUCAGCAAUACUACAUUUGGGUAAUAUCUGCUAUAAAAAGAAAACAUACCGGGAUGACUCCAUUGAUAUCUGUAAUCCUGAAGUUCUGCCUGUUGUAUCAGAAUUACUGGAAGUUAAAGAAGAGAUGCUAUUUGAAGCAUUAGUUACGAGAAAGACAGUGACAGUUGGAGAGAAGCUUAUUUUACCAUACAAGUUGGCAGAGGCUGUGACAGUGAGGAACUCCAUGGCUAAGUCUCUAUAUAGUGCUCUGUUUGACUGGAUAGUUUUUCGAAUUAAUCAUGCGCUUCUGAAUAGUAAAGAUUUGGAACGUAAUACCAAGACUUUGUCCAUUGGUGUUCUUGAUAUAUUUGGGUUUGAAGAUUAUGAAAAUAAUAGUUUUGAACAAUUCUGUAUUAAUUUUGCUAAUGAACGUUUACAGCACUACUUUAAUCAGCAUAUCUUUAAGUUGGAACAAGAGGAAUAUAGAACUGAAGGUAUCAGCUGGCAUAACAUUGAUUAUAUUGAUAAUACUUGUUGCAUAAAUCUUAUUAGCAAAAAGCCAACAGGACUGCUCCAUCUUUUGGAUGAAGAGAGCAAUUUUCCACAGGCAACAAAUCAAACAUUGCUAGACAAGUUUAAGCAUCAACAUGAAGAGAAUUCUUAUAUUGAAUUUCCAGCUGUGAUGGAGCCUGCUUUCAUCAUAAAACACUAUGCUGGAAAAGUAAAAUACGGAGUAAAGGAUUUUCGGGAAAAAAAUACAGAUCAUAUGCGCCCAGACAUUGUAGCUCUUCUGAGAAGUAGCAAGAAUGCAUUUAUCUCUGGGAUGAUUGGAAUUGAUCCUGUAGCUGUUUUCCGAUGGGCAGUUCUCCGAGCCUUUUUCAGAGCCAUGGUUGCUUUCAGGGAAGCUGGGAAAAGACACAUUCAGAGAAAGAGUGGACAUGAUGAUACAGCGCCAUGUGCAAUUUUGAAAAGUAUGGAUAGUUUUAGCUUUCUUCAACACCCAGUCCACCAGAGGAGCUUAGAGAUUCUGCAGAGAUGCAAGGAAGAGAAGUACAAUAUAACCCGGAAAAAUCCCAGAACACCUCUUUCUGAUCUUCAGGGCAUGAAUACUCUAAAUGAAAAAAAUCAGCAUGAUACAUUUGAUAUUGCUUGGAAUGUCAGAACUGGGAUACGCCAGAGCAGACUACCAAGUAGCACCUCCUCACUUGAUAAAGAUGGGAUAUUUGCUAAUUCAGCUAGCAGUAAACUACUGGAAAGAGCCCAUGGAAUUCUCACGAGAAACAAAAACUUCAAAUCCAAGCCUGCUCUUCCGAAGCACUUGCUGGAGGUAAAUUCUUUGAAGCAUCUAACAAGAUUGACCCUACAGGAUCGCAUUACUAAGUCUCUUCUUCAUUUGCACAAGAAGAAGAAGCCUCCCAGCAUCAGUGCCCAGUUUCAGGCAUCCUUAAGCAAGCUAAUGGAGACACUUGGUCAAGCAGAACCAUAUUUUGUAAAAUGCAUUCGCUCUAAUGCUGAAAAGCUGCCUUUAAGAUUCAAUGAUGCCUUGGUACUUCGACAGCUCCGUUACACUGGGAUGCUAGAAACAGUUCGCAUUCGCCAGUCAGGAUACAGCUCCAAAUAUUCUUUCCAGGACUUUGUGAGCCACUUCCAUGUUCUUCUUCCCCGAAACACUAUUCCAUCCAAAUUGAACAUUCAGGAUUUCGUUAGGAAAAUAAAUCUUAAUCCAGAUAAUUAUCAAGUUGGAAAAACCAUGGUCUUCCUAAAGGAGCAAGGACGACAGCACUUACAAGAUCUGCUUCACCAAGAGGUACUCCGCAGAAUCAUAUUGUUGCAGCGAUGGUUCAGGGUCUUGUUGUGUAGACAGCAUUUCCUCCAUCUGAAACAGUCAUCCAUUAUUAUUCAGCAAUUCUGGAGGAAUUACCUGAAUCAGAAGCAAGUCAGAGAUGUAGCUGUGCGGAAGGAUGCUUUUGUAAUGGCUAGGGCAGCCACUCUUCUCCAAGCUUCCUGGCGUGCUCACUUAGAGAGGCAACGGUACUUGGAGCUUCGGGCUGCAGUCCUAAUCAUCCAACAGAAAUGGAGGGAGAUUUAUAGGCGCAGGCAUAUGGCUGCUACUUGCAUACAGGCAAGAUGGAAAGGCUACAGGGAAAGUAAAAGGUACCAAGAACAGAAGAAAAAAAUUAUCCUUUUGCAGUCAACAUGUAGAGGAUUCAGAGCAAGACAAAGAUUUAAAGCUUUAAAAGAACAAAGGAUAAAGGAAGCACAGCUAGAACUUGGAAUGGUGAAUAUCAAGGCAUAUAGAGCUCUGGAAAUAGAGGGUUCAGAUCCUUCAGAAUGGGAGGAUUGUUCCUUUGACAACAGAGAGAAAGCCAUAGAGGAAGGUAAAUCUGGAAUAGAGAGUAAUCGAAUUAGCCGUGAAAGUUCAGUGGACUGCUCAAAAGAGUCUCCAGAGAAGUGGCAGGAGAGAGCCCGAAGCCAAAGUGGUGUGGACUUGAAGGAAGAUGUGAUUGUAAGAGAAAGGCCGAAGUCCUUGGAGGAUCUCCAUCAGAAGAAAGUAGUCCGGGCCAAAAGAGAAAGCCGGAGAAUGAGAGAACUAGAGCAAGCUAUAUUUAGCUUAGAAUUGCUUAAAGUUCGUUCUCUUGGUGGUAUGUCACCUUCAGAGGAACGCAGAUGGUCUACAGAACUUAUGCCUGAAGGCCUUCAAUCUCCACAGGGUACACCUGAUAGUGAAAGCUCUCAAGGAAGUUUAGAACUUCUGAAUUGUGAGGAAAGCCAAAAGAGUAAACUAGCAUCCAUAAUUUUGGAUGAAGGCGAUUUGAAGUUUCCAUCACCUAAGACAUCUAGCAGUCCAAAAUUUGAUUCCCAGGACAAUGCCUUCAGUGCCUCAAGUGAGACAAACUAUGCAUUGAUUCAAAAGGGAGCAUCCUCUGACUCAGAGUGUUUGAAGAACGGGACUGUGAAGGAAAAGCCUGUGUGCAGUUCUGAACCUAUUACCUGUAAACCACAACUGAGAGACUCUUUUUUAUCAAAUAGUCUGCCCACAUUUUUUUAUAUUCCCCAUCAAGACCCCCUGAAAGCAAGUUCCCAAGUAGACACAAGUAUCCAAAGAAAAAAACUAUCAGAAAGUGAAGACACACUGGGGGCAGCUCUUUCUUUGGAUAUCAACAGGGAUGCCAGAAAGUAUCAUUUCUCAGAAGAUAAAGUGGUUCCUUCUUUUAAUACAGAUUCUUCUAAUACUGUGCUUAAGAAGUUAGAAAAGCUAAACACAGAGAAGGAAGAAAGACAAAAGCAGUUACAGCAGCAGAAUGAAAAACAGAUGAUGGAACAGAUUCAUCAGCAGACAGAUAUUUUAGAGAAGGAGCAUAAAGUUUUCAAGAAAAUUGAAAAGCCAAGAACUGGGGAGUCUUUCCUGGCACCAUCUUUCUGUCCACCAAAGCAAAGAAUAGAGAGGCCAUCAUCUCUCUUCAUCCUAAAUACUCCAAAUAAGGAAGAACCCAGUGUACUAGAGUCCCCAUCACUAGCCACUAUAAAAGAUACAGCUCUUGCCCCAAAAGACAGUCCCUUUGCUCAAUUGCCAGUGAGGGACCGACCUGUCACCCUGUUCUUUGAAAGAAAAGGAAACCCAUGCCAGUCUAAUACUGUCAGGGAAUUAUCCAAGACAGAAAGAAUGGGCACCCAGCAAAGUAUAACCCAUAAACUCUCUAAUAAUCGCAUUUCAAAAAGAGAACACCUUAGGCCAUUUCAGUCUUACAGCUACAAAUCUGAUGAUCCUUCCAGAGAGGGGAGUACAAAGGCCAUUUUCUUCACACCAAAGGACAAUAUGAGUACUCCUCUUGUAAACAAGGAAGCCUUAAACAAAAGAAAUCCUCAAAUCCCUAAACAAGAUGAACCAGCUUUGAAACCUGUGAAGUUAGUUGGGCCAGGCCAACAAGAGGUUGCCAGACCGGCCCAUAAAAAGAAAGCUCGAAUGGCGCGGACGCGCUCCGAUUUCUUGACUAGAGGUACUUUUGCCGAUGGGGAGGGGGAUACAGAGGAAGAUGAUUACGAUGACAUUAUUGAGCCCCUUCUCUCCCUUGACCAAGCUUCUCACUCUGAGCUAGGGCCUGCAUCCAGCCUGGGUCAGGCCUCUCACAGUGACUCCGAAAUGACAUCACAGCGAUUUUCUUCAGUUGAUGAACAAGCAAAGCUUCAUAAAACCAUGUCUCAAGGAGAAAUUACAAAGUUGGCAGUGAGACAGAAGUCUUCAGAUUCAGAUAUAAGACCUCAGAAAGCUAAGAUGAGAUUUUGGACCAAAGGGAAACAAGGAGAGAAGAAGACUACUAGAGUAAAACCUGCCACUCAGUCAGAGGUUUCAGCAUUCUUUGCUGGCUCAGAUGUGAUUCCAUCUCAUCAAUUUCCAGAUGAAUUAGCUCACUAUAACCCAACACCUCCUUUGAGCCCAGAACUGCCUGGUAGUUGCCGGAAAGAGUUCAAAGAGAACAAAGAGCCUUCUCCAAAGGCAAAGCGAAAGCGAAGCGUGAAGAUUAGCAACGUGGCUUUUGAGUCUGUGCAUUGGCAAAAUGACUCUAUCCAAAUCAUAACAAGUACUGGUGAUUUAAAAAGCAUGGAUGAAUUUCUUCUGAAAAAGAUGCAUGACCUAGAUAAUGAGGACAGCAAGAAGGAUACACUAGUGGAUGUUGUAUUUAAAAAAGCACUGAAAGAAUUUAGGCAGAAUAUCUUCAGCUUUUAUUCAUCAGCAUUGGCGAUGGAUGAUGGUAAAAGCAUACGAUAUAAAGACCUCUACGCACUAUUUGAACAGAUCCUGGAAAAGACCAUGAGGCUUGAGCAGCGUGAUUGGAGUGAAUCUCCAGUGAGAGUUUGGGUCAACACUUUCAAAGUGUUUUUAGAUGAAUACAUGAAUGAUUUCAAGACUUCAGAUAGCACAGCCACAAAGGUGCCAAAAACAGAAAGAAAGAAAAGAAGAAAAAAAGAAACUGAUUUGGUGGAAGAACACAAUGGUCACAUUUUUAAAGCCACCCAAUAUAGCAUCCCUACAUACUGUGAAUACUGUUCUUCUUUAAUUUGGAUAAUGGACCGAGCCUCUGUUUGCAAAUUAUGCAAGUAUGCUUGCCAUAAGAAGUGCUGUCUGAAAACCACAGCCAAGUGCUCUAAAAAGGUAAGAAUUUAUUAUCUGUUCAUAAUAAAGAACAGCUCUGUAGAUCUUUUGUGUCUUGUGGAACAAAAUCAAGGCUUCUUUGAUAUUUCUAUGGUGAUUCCUAAAAUUCUGAUCACACAUACAGUAAGAAAUGAAAUUUUAUGUCAUGAUCCUACACAUUUACAGCGUAAAGUUCUUAGUUUUUGUUAUAGAACAAGAAGCCAGUAUUCUGGACAGUGA
Sciurus carolinensis (gray squirrel) is the source of this 7111-nucleotide messenger RNA. It is a transcript of the gene Myo9a, whose product is annotated as myosin IXA. Gene Ontology annotation, cellular component: myosin complex. NCBI's taxonomy places the organism in Eukaryota, Metazoa, Chordata, Mammalia, Rodentia, Sciuridae. The record is from RefSeq and is a predicted model, not a curated record. Gene Ontology annotation, biological process: positive regulation of GTPase activity; intracellular signal transduction. Gene Ontology annotation, molecular function: protein binding; GTPase activator activity; ATP binding. The transcript has 36 exons. The coding region runs from base 491 to 7111 and encodes 2206 amino acids.